GAAUUAUCGAUCAGCCCUCUGACGUAGUUAAACAAUUGGUCGUGAGCGCGUAAUCGUUUCGAUUCACUGGCAAAAGCGCGCCGCUGUCAGUAAUAAGACAGCCACAGUGUGGUCUGUCAAUAAUGCUGUCACGUCAAACGCGAUCGACGAGAGUCAGAGUGAAGUUCGCGACGAUGCAUCUUAAACACACCAUCGAGGAAACGAGAUUCCUGUGAGAAGCCUUCGCAUGGACAAAUGGCUCCAAGAUAGAAAGCUCUGGCUUUUCGGUAGCACGCUACCCUUGCUACCACGCAGGUCACGUGCGCCGAGCAAGGCGAUGGAACGAUACGAACGGCUGGCGCGUCUUGGGGAGGGUAGCUACGGUGUCGUCUUCCAGUGCAGGGAUCGUCAAACUGGAAAAUUGGUAGCCGUGAAAAAGUUCCAACAGACAGAAGAUGACCCCCUCAUACGGAAGAUCGCGCUACGCGAAAUACGCCUCCUUAAGAAUCUCAAACACCCAAAUCUUGUCAAUCUUUUGGAAGUCUUCAGGCGGAAACGGAAGUUACACUUAGUCUUCGAAUACUGCGAGUACACACUGUUGAACGAGAUGGAAAGAUAUCCAAACGGCUGUCCGGAAAUCACCACGAAGCAACUCACGUGGCAGAUUCUACAGGGUGUCGCGUAUUGUCAUCGGCUAGGCUGCGUGCACAGGGACGUGAAGCCUGAAAAUAUUUUAAUAACGGGCGACGGGGUGGUGAAACUCUGCGAUUUUGGUUUCGCGCGAAUGCUCAGCCCUGGCGAGAACUACACGGAGUACGUCGCAACGAGGUGGUACAGGGCGCCCGAAUUACUGGUCGGGGAUACCCAAUAUGGUACACCAGUCGACGUAUGGGCAAUCGGUUGUGUUUUCGCGGAAUUGAUACGCGGGGAGGCACUGUGGCCAGGAAAAUCGGACGUAGAUCAAUUAUACUUAAUCCGAAGGACUAUCGGCGACUUAUUGCCAAGGCACUUGGCAAUAUUCCAACAAAACGAAUUUUUUGCUGGUAUUACCUUGCCAGCGCCUCAAACUCUUACCCCUCUCGAAGACACUCUACCCAACAGAGGCAAUACCGCUCUACAGCUCGACUUUCUUAAAAAGUGUUUGGACAAAGAUCCGGAUCAAAGAUGGUCGUGUGAACAACUCCUACAACACUCCUAUUUCGAAAAUUUUCACUUUAAAAUGCCCGAGGCUGAAAUGGAAGAGUUCGAGAAGCUUAAGAAAUACCGGGAUCGUUCAAGAAAUAGUAACUACAAUCAAAUGGUAUUACCUCAACUUCCUAAGGCCGGUGCUUCAGUACAUAGUCAAAAUGAAAACCGGCCUAAAAGCUCCUCCAUGCAUCAUCAGCAGGACUUUGAUCACCUGCCUACUAUUAAAGGUUGUAAUUAAGCUCCUCUGUGAUUGUAAUAUACUUAUUUAUGUAUAUAUAUACACGUAUAUAUGUAUAUUUAUUUAUUUAUUUAAAAGUUUAUAAAUAUUCAUUAUAAAUUAAUAAUUAUUAAUACUUUUUAUUUGUACUCGCACGUUUGUCUUUGAGCUCGUAUAGAGAUUUUGUUCUAUUAGCAUGAUUUCUAUGUAUACAUAUUUACUGUAUGUACAUUGUAUGUACGUCUUAAAAUAAAGUUUUGUACAAAACGAUCACUUUAUACCAUUAUAUCCACAAAAAAGUAUAACAAAAAUAUCUUAAUAAUUUAUUAUUGAGAAAUUAAGCAAAUUUUCUUGAGAAUCCAUAAUAGACUGAAAGCUAUUUUUUCAUAAACUGUUGAAGUUUCUAGAUUUAUUAAUGUUCUCACCUCAAUGAUGAUAUGUUAUACUUUUUCUCAAAAACUUAGUUACAAUAUACUGUUUUCAAUGACAAAUACAUUGUAAAUCCACGCAGCAUGAAAUGACACAAAAUUUAUCAGCCAGUUACUAUAUAACGGUAAAUGAAACAUCUUUAUAGGCAAUACUCAAUACAUUUUGUAAACAUUGUAGAAUUUAGGAAAUUUCCAGAGAAUUGAUAGUGCUUGGCUGAUAAAUAAAGCUGAGGAUAAGCAUGAAAUCAAUAUUAUGAAUCAGGUACACCUUUACUUGUAAUACAAAUUCUUGAACUUCAGAAUUUUGCAACUUAGGACAUUUUGUAACACAUUUCAUGAAUUUAGAAUUCAGUGAAUUUAUUUUGCUUAAAGAAAACUUUAAGCUCUGUUUAAC
Colletes gigas is the source of this 2206-nucleotide messenger RNA. Its product is annotated as cyclin-dependent kinase-like 4. NCBI's taxonomy places the organism in Eukaryota, Metazoa, Arthropoda, Insecta, Hymenoptera, Colletidae. Gene Ontology annotation, molecular function: ATP binding; cyclin-dependent protein serine/threonine kinase activity. Gene Ontology annotation, biological process: protein phosphorylation. The record is from RefSeq and is a predicted model, not a curated record. The coding region runs from base 227 to 1405 and encodes 392 amino acids. Gene Ontology annotation, cellular component: nucleus. The transcript has 6 exons.